GAGAGAAAAGUAUCUGCGAGUCUUGUUCUCCCUGAUUAGUUGGUAGCUUUUCCCAGCUUUCAACUAUGAGCGACAAAAAGCAGGUAGGUGAAAAACCCAGUAGCGAGGUUGCUAAUCGAUUUGGAAGCUGUAGGGAUCUGAGCGACACUGUGCCGUUGUAUCCACCGCGCUUACUUUAUCUGAAACCGCUUGCCAAAGUUUACGUGUCGAUCAAGCUGCCCCAACUGAAGACUCCAGGCAAAACAAUAUCAACAUGGGAUGUAAUGGAGAAGAUACGUGCACUCAUUCUGCCGGACGAGUUUGCAUCCCUGAAAGUGGCCAAGAGCAACCUAGAGUUUAUCUGCUUGGUGGGCUACUUGCAGGACCGGUGCAAGUUGUCAAAGGUAUUGGCCAGGUUAAGCUCCCAGAGCUUGCAUCUAACUGGAUUCCCCAAUGUUCUCAAGGUCUCAGUGACCGAGGCAAAGGACGACUUCCCAACCAGACACAGCUGGGAUUCUUACUUCAGGGAUGCAAAACACAUGAACGAGUUGAAGGCUGGCGAAAGGCCGGACACUAUCCACAUUACCGGGCUGCCGGUUAAGUGGUUUGCCGAGGAUGGUACGAACGUCCCGAGCGAGUCGCUUAUCCGUGACAUUUUCAAGAGGUGGGGCACUGUGAGGAAGGUAGAUGUGCCUACCGCAGACAUUUAUAGAUCCAGGAUGCGGCUUGGCAAUAACAUACACAAGUUUAGCUUUGAAGAUGGCAUCUUUUUCGACGCGUAUGUACAAUAUUACGAAUACAUGGAUUUUGUCAAGGCGAUGGAUGCCCUGCGUGGCAUGAAGCUGCUGAAGAAGGACGGUCAACAGUCACUGACCGCAACAAUAAAGGUUGAUUUUGACAAGACCAAGCAUUUGAGUGACAGUUCGGUGUCGCAUCGAGAAUUCGAGAGAAAGCGUUUAAUAGCGCAGGAUAAUUUAGCAGCGGAAAAACUACGAAAAAGAGAAGAGGCAGAAAAGAAGCGACGAGAGGAGCAGAAAAAAAAAGAGGCGGAAGAUUCGGUAGCAAAAGCAAGUCGGCAGCGAAAGCGAGAGGAAAAACGAAAACGAAAAGUACUCACGACCUAUCGCAAGCAAGAAGAGGACAAAGUAUCAAUGAAAAUUGCUAGGGAAGAAAAAAAAUUGAUAAAAGCUCAACGACAGUUGGAAAGCAUACGAUUAUUAGAUGAACUAUUUGAUAGGAUAAAGAUAAAAGUAGAAAAUAAUGAGAUUAAGUUGAAUCAAAGUGCGGAAACGAAGAAAGAUGAAAAGAAAAAUGAUCAAACGAAUGAAAGUGCUAAUAAAUUAGAUUCCGAAAACGACAAGAAAAAUAAAGAAAAGACCAAGAAGAAGAAAGCGAAGAAAGAAAAGAAGAAAAAUAAAAAGAGUAAGAAAUCUCAGAAAAAACGGAGAAAAGACGAUGAUUCCCGUUCUAGCACAGCCGAAGAAGAGGAAACAGAUGAAAAGACGAACAAAAAGAAACUCAAGAGCAGCGUUUUGAUAAAGAGCGAUCGCGCAUCUUCAUCGGCAGUUGUUCCAGCCGCAAAUCUUUCUUACGAACACUCUUAUUCCGAUUCUUAUUCGAUGUCGAGGAUGUCGAUGAUACCGUCAAUCGCGCCAGCGCCGUUCCAUGCGAUGAGGAUAUUGCCAAGGUAUCCAGGAGCGCAGAUGUUGAGGCCGCCAAUGCCAGACUAUUCGUUGAUUCCUCAUCAUCACAUGUUACCCAUGCCUAGGGGAAGAGGCCGAAGAUACAAUCCUCGAUGCGAUAUAAAUUCUUACGCACUGACCAAUCCUUAUUUAUACAACGGACAAUAUUAUGAAUACUUUACGCAUCUGGUGGAUCGAGAUUCGGAGCGUCAAAACUCGAAAACGCGCGGCCGUCGAAGAUCGAAGAGUAGAUCUGUCUCGAAGACGAGAACCAAAUCGAGGUCCAAGACGAAAUCCAGGAGCGUUUCCAGAUCACGUAGUAGGAGACGGAGCGAUUCACGCUCCAAAGACAAAAGAUCAAAGUCGGGCUCUAGAUCGCGAUCGCACCGUUCCAAGUCAUCCAGGAGUCAUAGCAAAUCCCGUGGUCGUCGGAAAUCGGCAAGCAGAUCCGCCUCCAGGAGGAGGACCAGAUCGGAUUCUAGAUCAAAGCGCAAGAGUGACACUAAAUCACGCAGCAGAUCAAACUCCAAAAGACGCUCGAGAUCCAGACGAAGAUCGCGAUCCAGAAGUCGCUCCAGAUCCCGGGGCAGAUCUCGUUAUAAGAAGAGACGCAGAAGAUCCUCUAGCGUUAAAGUUACGCGAGCGAGGUCACGGCCGACGUCACCCAAACGAAAAUCGCGCAGCAGUUCCUGGUCUUUACCAAAGUCCCCUGAUCGGCGAAGUUGUUCUUGGUCGAGAACGGCCGUUCCUGCGAAUAAUAUUAGUAAGCAAGACGUAAACGAGUCCAAUAAAGGGGAGGAAGCAGCGAAGACAGCAGAAGUGCAGAAGGAAACAAAGUGAUAAGUUAUUUGCAUAAUAUUAUUCCAUUUUUAUUUUAAAACGUAACAGAAACAGUUUUUUUCAAUGCAGUGCUACGUGUGACAAACUUAUUGAAGUUGAUAUAUUAGUAAUAGUAAUAUGCGAAUGUCUGAGAAAAUAUAAAUAUGACUUUUUUCUUAUAUAUGUUUUGCAAAUAAGUCUAUUAUCAGAUAGAAUUUUCUCUAAAUUUUAUUCGACAGAUUUGAUUACGAUAUUAUAUCCACUUAAAAUUACAAAUUUAUUUUGUAAAAUGACUUUCUGAUAAGAGAAAUAAUUACCAAGAUUAUUACAUAUA
Molecule: messenger RNA, 2814 nt
Organism: Nylanderia fulva
Lineage: Eukaryota; Metazoa; Arthropoda; Insecta; Hymenoptera; Formicidae
Molecular function (GO): nucleic acid binding
Source: RefSeq, a predicted model, not a curated record